AUGAUCAGAAGCAAAUCGAUAGUCAUUAAUUCCAAUACCACAAACAACUCUGCUGUUGCCGCCGCAGCCGUAGCUAUCAGACGUUCUGCCUCAAACGCUACCGCCGCAACAGCCGUGGUACAUACUAAUGAUCUUAACAGAAAACCGCCACGAUCACGGUUCGUAGAGUUUCCGGUAUCUCCUCAACUGAUGAGAGGGGAAGAGAUGGUCCAUUUCGGACAUCCGCGACACGUGCUGGUCAAAGUUGAUUUGCCGGAUAUCUACACGUGUGCAGGGUGUAAAGAAGAAGGAGCUGGGAUUAGGUAUGUGUGCCAAGAGUGUGAUUAUCAGCUCCAUGAAUUUUGUGCUUCGGCUCCUCCUGUACUCAAGUCACAUCCUUUUCAUUACCAGCAUCAGCUUCUCUUCUUUACGAAGCCCGCGAAAGGAGGAAUAAUGAAAUCGAAAUGCGACGUGUGUGGAAGAUCACCAAAAGGUUACACCUUCAGAUGCAAAGCUUGCAGUUUCCAGAUGCAUCCUGGCUGCGCUAUGUUAUCUCCUUCCCUCUCCUCCUCCUCUCUCCACCACCACCCUCUCCAACUCCUCUCCUCCGCCGCCAACAACACCGGAGGAGACCACUCCGGGGGAUUCCUCUGCGGAGAGUGCAAGAGAGGUAAGCGAGUCGGCAGGGUUUACCGUUGCACCGUUUGCGAUUACCACUUGCAUGCGGUCUGCGCCAAGGACGCCGCCGUGAACGGCCUCAGAGCAAACGGACACAAAGGAAGGGAUAGGUCUCCGGCGGUUUUGGGAACGGCGGCAAGGGUGGCGUCGCAGGUUGUGAUUGAUUUUCUCGGUGGUAUAAUGGAAGGUCUCGGUGAAGGUGUUGGUGAAGCUAUUUUGGACGGUGUGACUAGAGGCGGCGGUGGUGGCGGCCGCGGAGGAGGAAAUGGAGGUGUUACUAGGGCAAUUCCACGUGUCAGAGGAGGGUAACUAUGGACUUUUGGGGAUAGCUAAUUAUGAGUGUUUAUACGUAUAAGGAAAUGAUUGUAUUGCUGUUUGGCUGAUUGAAAGUACAUAUAGAUUGGAGUGUUGAUGUUUAUUAGGUUGGGUGGGAGGAUACAUUAUUUUAACUAAAUUUGGGGAUACAAGAAUAACCAUAAGAAUAAUGUGUAUUGUUAAAGUUUGGAAAUAUAAGUAUUGUUAAUGUAUAAUGUUUUCUGCUCUUUGGUCUCUAAUGUAGUUGGGAUUUAAGUAGAAUAUCAUAUGUUUAACAUUGUAACUUUGUUUUGAACAUCACACUGUAGUAGCAAAGGUUAUUAACUUACCGCAUAUAACAUUUUCGGUGUGUUUGGAAAUAUGAACAUAAUGUUUAUAAUUUAUUUGGCUUUCAAUAUAUUCUAUUUGUAAUUAUUUGGCUUAUAAAGUUACAUAAGGAGAAACAGAAAGAAAGCCAAAAAGCUAAUUACCUAAUAUUAGUAGCAUCUUUGAAAAGAGUGUGGCACCUAAAAUGCAACUCCCAUUGAAAGAGAUACAUGACCCACCACUUACAUCUUAUUUGAAGUUUUUAUAAUUGUCUCAUCAAUUUUUCAUUAAUUUGGAAGCCCUAUUAUAAUUUGUGUAAACAAACUUAAAUCAAGAGUUAGUUGCCUUAAUCAUCGCCAUAUUGGAAUAAACUUUUGAAACGUAAACGUUAUAAAUUGUUUUUUUUUGUCGGUGUCGUUUUUCCACUUUCCUUCCCGCUUUCAAGAAAAAUUCUUUGAAAAAGUGGCAUUGUGUAAAAAAUUUUAUUCUUUGUUGUGUGUGUUAAAUGUUUACUGUAAAAUGUUUUCCCACUUUUCUUUAUGCAAAUAAAAGUCAGGAAAUUAACCUUACAAAAACCACGCCUUGUGUUUUACAUACAUGAUGGGUAAUUGUAGCUUUUAUUGGACUGUCGUAUAUAUUUUUGAUUAGAUUAAGAACACUAAGUAGAAAUGGAUAAAGUAAUAACUGAAGAAUCAUUUUUUAUUUCGAACAAUACAUAUAAAAUCAACCAACCAGUAUCCUACUGAAAAAUCGGAAUCAUACUAACCCAAGAAUCCUUUUAUUUGUGACCCAAUACUACACUCGAACUAAAGAUUUAAUUAGUGACUUGUGUGAUGUUUCAGAAGCUCGACAAUCCACGUGGGAAUCCUUAACCUCUGACGGCCUUUUGGUAACUAUGUGACAAGAUUCCUAUGCUCUUGGUUUCCACCGAUCUUCUUCCAUAUACAUAGGUUUACAUAGUGCAUGGUUUAGCAAAUUAGAUUAAGUAAUCGUAUGAUUAUUCUUUACAUAAACUGUAUAUCCAUAACCUCUUAUUAUUAUCAGAGUGAAUAUAUAAUGCUUUCCAGUACAAUCUUCUCAUCACCAGACGUAGAAAAAUAACAAGGAUUAAUUAAAUACUAAUAAACAUUUUCGAAAGAAAAAGAGAAGAAAUAGUGAGUGAAAAUAAAUACAUCCUUUUGAAACGAUGCCAUAACUGAAAAGAAAAGGUUGAAGUUACAGUAACAUAAGACUACUUGUACAAAGUACAAAUUUACAAAGACAAAGUACCAAAAAAUGCAAAAUAGUACAGUAACUGCUUCGUAUAUGAAGCAGUAGGAUACUAUAGAAGUCAUAAUAAUAAUGAUAAUAAGUAGGAAUACACAGAAAUACACAAUAAAAUUAGCAAACCAA
Brassica rapa (field mustard) is the source of this 2670-nucleotide messenger RNA. RefSeq lists its product as uncharacterized. NCBI's taxonomy places the organism in Eukaryota, Viridiplantae, Streptophyta, Magnoliopsida, Brassicales, Brassicaceae. The record is from RefSeq and is a predicted model, not a curated record.